This is a messenger RNA of Symsagittifera roscoffensis, 1327 nucleotides long. RefSeq lists its product as uncharacterized. The coding region runs from base 29 to 619 and encodes 196 amino acids. The transcript is spliced from 3 exons. The record is from RefSeq and is a predicted model, not a curated record. Lineage: Eukaryota; Metazoa; Xenacoelomorpha; Acoela; Convolutidae.
GUGAUAAACUUAUUAAAUAGAUAAAGAAAUGACGGUUAUCGCUAACAAAGGCGAUCAAGUGCGAUACGCAAGAGGGCGAGAGCAGCUUUUGCAUGCAUUUCAACGCUUCGCGGCCAAUCAUCCGAGCUUCGACCAAAACCUUCGGCUGGAAGUAGACGCAGUUUUGCUCGAAAUGGAACAGAGCCGAGGCGAUGGUCACAGACAGGAAAGAGAUUCGCCCUAUUGUAGGUUUCUGAAUUUACUCAACAACAGAAAUGUGACCGCAGAUUGUCUUCUGUGGCUGUUUGCAAGUGAAGUCUACCCCUUCGCAGGCCAGGGACCUCUUCCUCUGGAGUUGUCUGAAGCGCCAAAUGGUGGGCUGAUUGCUCGAAUUUUAUCCCAGGAGAAUCAGGCCGGUGUGGAGCCCCUGGACUGCAUCAGCUGGAGAAAUAGUGGCUUCGGUGAUCUCGGGCCAAGGCACGAGUGGCCUCCGUUGUCGGGUCAGGGUGAAAUGUUUGGUCUAGAGGAAGCGAUCGCUGUUGAGUUCUCAUAUCCCAGGCCUCCAUCCCCCAUGGAAAAGUUCUUCGAUUUCAUGGAAAGUGCUCAAAUUGACGAAUUCGUUGAAGCAGAUAUCCUUUAAUUACUUCAAAAUUUGUUGAAGCUCUCAUGUUACAAGGACCGAUUAAGCGAAAAUUAUAUCAGCCAAUCAUGUUUCAGUAUUCGAAAAUCACAACGAAAUUUGCUUGAAAAUUGAGUUGUUUUUGGACAGUUUAGAGGACGCUGAUUGGUUAAGAAUUUUGGCGCUUUCGGUCCAUCUGUCGUAUAUAACCCCCCGCAUUUUUUAAACCUCUAACUUAGUGUCGCUUAUCAUCUCCUACCAACUUCGUGAUUUUGAAAAAGCUUCAAAUAUAGUCACGCUUCAAAAAUUUAUUGCCAGUCUUUUAAAGUUCGAGUGUUAAGCACUAAUUUGGAAAAAUAUAUUAAUGAAUGAGGAUGGUAAACAUUCGUUUUCAAAUUUUACAAAUUCGCCGCCUUUUUGUUUGAAAAAUUUUCUUCAAUUGUUGAAUUAUCAUAUUAUAUUGCAUAUCAAUUUGUCAUUACUGCUUAAAUGUUCAUUAAAUAAGGUUAUAAAAUUUGGCGUCAAAUUUUACCAGCCAAAAUCUUGAAGGCCGUGAAAGCAUUCCAUCGUUUGCCUUGUAUACCUAAUUAUUGUAAAAAUUAUUACCAGCUCAAUUUGCUCCGUAAAAAUUCUAGUAUUUUUCUUUUAUUGAGUUGUAAAUGUAAAUAAAUGUAUUGUAAUUAAACAUACUAACAUAUGUCUAAACAAUUCUAGUACCGAAUUACGUUA